UAGUGCAGAUUGUGUACAGUGCUGUAGCUUAUGAGCGACGGGGAGGACACUAGAGAGGACGACCGGAUCUUGCGAUCGGCAAGGCGCCCAGUUGCCCAUUUGGCAUUAGGUCGAGAGGGUGACAGAUAUCUGUUUCACCAGCGUACGGAGAGGCAGCAGCAGCAGAGAGCCAGGGCUGAAGAGGCAAGCAGAGCAUUCGUAAGUGAAGCCGCAGCUUCAGCAACCAUGGCCACUUCUGCGCAGCAGAGUUCCCAGGCUAGUAGUUCAGGAUCUGUAGGGUCAACGGUCGCGCAGACCCUAAGUCACUCCACUAGCGUAAUGGCAAGUCAGCCAAUAGUGUUGACUUCCGAUGAGAUCGCCAUACAACAAGCAACAUUGCAGGAGGCACAGCUACAGAAGGCUUUAGGAGAGAUAAAAGCGGAGAAGGAAAGGAUGAUUAGAAGAAGAGCCAAGAUGCAGCGGAGACAAGCGGACGUUAGUGAGUUAGAGGAGAUGGACCUGACGCACGUGACUGAUGAUGGGAGGACCAUACGGUCCGUCUUGCUAAAUGUAGUUGAAAUGCAGGACCAUCAGACAACCAUCCUUCAGGACAUUCAACAAAGUCUGGCCCUGUUGGCUGGGAGAGCGCAGGCAGCGCCAUCGAUGUCCGGGUCUGGUGCCUCACCCGUUGUACAGCCUCCUCCUUUUGUCCCACCGGUGACUGGGGUAUCCCCAUAUGUGGCCCCAUCAUCGGUCGCGAUCGUGUCCCUGGCAUGCCGCUAUCAGGAGGGCUCUCAGCAGGGACCGGGACAAACACAGUGGGUACCAAAGACGGCCAUCGUCGCUCCUAAACCCUUCACAGGGGAUAAGAGAGGCGAAGACCUCGACACUUGGUUGAGGGCGGUGUCGGUCUAUGUCAAGUGUAAACUCACCUUGCCACACGAGGAAGUGCUUGUGGCUGCAUCCUACCUAGAGGGUAGUGCAGCAAGAUGGUUGAGCAGUUUGGUACAGCUACAGGGAUACGGUCAUGACUUUCGCGCUUGGGCGGUCACCCAGCAAUUGGAUGACUUCCUCAAGUUGGUGGAAGAAAGGUGGCAUGAUCCUCAAGAGGCCCAAAACGCCACUGGUGUGAUCCUGACACUGCAUACGAGGCAGUUCAAGUCAGUAAGCGAGGCCACCGACGCUAUAGAGCGUCUGAUCUGUGUCCCUGGGGUGCGUUAUGACCCCCAGGUUCUACUCACCUCCUACCUGAGAUGCUUUCCUAUGCCUCUCAGGAAUCAGUUGGCAGGUGAGGCCAACAUCAAUGUUCACAACUUCCCCUCGUUUAGCAAGAAGGCCCUAGACCUUGAGGCGAAGAUAGGGCAUGGGCAGGCACCCACUACGGAUGGUAGGAAGAAGACACUGCCUCCCAACUGGAAGGCGAAAGGUCGCAUUAUGUUUGUCGAUAAAGAUGGUUCAACCAUCGAACUAUACGACAACUUCCAGGAAGGAGUAGGUUCAGAGGCUGGCAGCGUUGAAGCUUCAGGGGGUGGAGUUGUCGCUGCCGUAGCUCAGAAAGACGAGUGCGAGGCUGCUUUCAGACAUCUGAAGGAUGCGUUGACGCACUACGAGGUCUUGAAACUUCCCGAUCCUGACAAGCCAUUUGUAGUCACCACGGAUGCCAGCCAAUAUGGCAUUGGCGCCGUGCUUGCGCAGCAGGAGGGGCCAAAGUUGAGGCCUGUCGAGUACAUGUCCAAAAAGAUGUCGUCUCAGAAGUUGGCAAAGUCCACCAAUGAGAAGGAACUCUAUGCGGUGUACAAGGCUCUGACCCAUUGGAGGCACUAUCUCCUCGGGAGGCCUGGUGGCAGUUUGUCCAUGGACUUCAUGGAUACGCUGGUUACCAGCAAGAGUGGGAGGAGACACAUUUUCGUCAUUGUGGAUAGAUUUAGUAAGUAUGCUAGAUUAAUAGCCAUGCCCGAGACUGCGAAUACCGAGUACGUAAUCAGAUUGUUCAAAGAGAACUGGGUCAGGGAUUUUGGAUUGCCCAAAUCCAUAGUGAGCGACAGAGAUAUCCGCUUCACUAGCGAAAUGUGGAAGGCCGCUGCUGCAGAGCAGGGAACCCAAUUGCAGAUGACUUCUGGGAAUCACCCAAAGGCCAAUGGUCAGGCAGAGCAACUGAAUCGCGCUGUACAACACCUGUUGAGGCAUUACAUCAAGCCCAACCAGGUGGACUGGGAUGAGAAGCUUGCUCUCAUCGCCAGUCUGUACAACAACGCUGUACACAGCGCCACCGGGGUGAGCCCAAACAGUUUGCUAUUGACUUUCAAGCCUAGACUACCCUUAGACUUUCUCCUUCCUGAGAAUCAGUUAACUGCUGCACCAGGUACUUUAGAGUUUGCCUACAGGUUGGGGACAGAGUCAGUCCUCAGAACUGGGAAAGGAGUACGGGAUUUCCCACAACUCAUGCCACAGUACUUUGGGCCAUGGGAAGUCUUAGAUAUUGUUGGGACUGAUCCAGAUGGGCCAUCUUAUGUAAUCCGGAUCCCUGGUCAUCUCCGUACUUACCCUGCCUUUCACGCCUCCAAGCUUGCACCUUUCACAGAAACAGAUCAGUUUCCAUCUCGUCGCUCAAUGCUGCCCCCAACCAUGGAUGGAGAGGUGGAUAUCGAUGAUAUCGUGGACCACAGAGAGCUGCCAGUUCCAAGACCAACAGGCAGGGGACGUCCUCCGAAACCAAAGCUGCAGUACCGCGUUCGGUUCCGACAUCAUACUAAUCCUAAGGAGGACCGCUGGUUCACCAGGGAGGGACUUAUGCAAACCACUCCACAAGUUGUAGCCCACUAUGAGAAAUCUCUGCAGAAGGGAAAGCGCCCGAUGAUUGAAGACUGAACUUCUAAGAGGACUGUUGAAGCUAUGGAGGAGGGAAUGCGAGGACACAGCCUCUAUGAGCCCAUUUCAGG
Chara braunii is the source of this 2918-nucleotide messenger RNA. Lineage: Eukaryota; Viridiplantae; Streptophyta; Charophyceae; Charales; Characeae. The record is from the annotation of a GenBank genome assembly.